AUGAGCAGAGCUUUGAACCGGAUUGCCAAGUUGCCAUUCACUCGUAGGAUUGAAAGGGUAGCUCCUCCUCGGCGUUUCCACCAGCCAACAUUCACCAUCUACAAUAGGCGAACAGACCCGGUGGAGCAUGUGAGUCAUUUCAAUCAAAGAAUGGCUAUUUAUUCCAAAGACGAAACCUUGAUGUGCAAGGUGUUCCCAUCCAGCUUAGGACCCGUAACGAUGAAAUGGUUUGACGGCUUGAGGACAGGUUCAAUAAAUUCCUUCAAGGAACUCACUCAAGCGUUCGGCUCCCGCUUUAUCACGUGUACCAGGGUCCCUCGGCCCUUAGACUCUCUAUUGUAUUUGUUCAUGCGAGAAGGGGAGACCUUGAAAACAUAUUCGGUCCGAUAUUGGGAGAUAUACAAUGAGAUAGAGGGUGAUUUCGAGGAUGUCGCCAUCAGUACCUUCAAGAGUGGCCUUCUAGUCGAGCAUGGUUUAAGGAAGUCCCUGACAGGAAAACCAGUCAUUAACUUGCGCCAGCUUGUGGACCGUAUUGACAAGUAUAAAAGGGUUGAGGAAGAUCAACAACUGGGUAAAGGAAAGACUAAGGUUAUCCUUCAGGAGAGAAGGGAUUUCAGGUCAGACCGAUUCAAUAACAACCGGCCCGAAGAUAUUUUGCUGGGCAAUCAGGGUCUACCAACACCCAGACUGUUAAUGCAGUAUUCUGAGAACCGGUGCAUCAGGUUCUAG
Molecule: messenger RNA, 729 nt
Organism: Quercus robur (English oak)
Lineage: Eukaryota; Viridiplantae; Streptophyta; Magnoliopsida; Fagales; Fagaceae
Exons: 1
Coding region: 1-729 (242 amino acids)
Source: RefSeq, a predicted model, not a curated record